AUGGAGGCACAGUGCCGGCCCGAACCCAGGUCUACUCCUAUAGGGGGCGACCCUUGUCCCCGCCCUCCUGAAUGCUCCGUACCUGGCCACCCUGCCACCACCAACUCUGUAGUGCCCAGUGCAUUUUCCUACUCUACUCAAUCUGGGUCCAACGCACGCACGACUGGGGGCCGAACAUUGCCCGUACUAUUAUACUCGACUCGUUUCAUCAACCGGAUUUCUUCCUCGAUCGAGUUCGCUGCAGCUCAUCAUCGGCGGCACACGGGCUGCUCCUCCUCAUUUGCCAUCAUUACCCGCUAG
This is a messenger RNA of Pyricularia grisea, 300 nucleotides long. RefSeq lists its product as uncharacterized. The transcript is spliced from 2 exons. The record is from RefSeq and is a predicted model, not a curated record. Bases 1 to 300 code for a protein of 99 amino acids. Lineage: Eukaryota; Fungi; Ascomycota; Sordariomycetes; Magnaporthales; Pyriculariaceae.